AUGUCUUUGGACUACCAGAGAGUCCGACGCUAUGUGCACAACAGCUCCUCUUUCAAACAAAAAAAUGCCAAGCUCGAUCUGCGCCUAAAAGCGAAGUCAAAGAAGGCUAGUAGGGAUGUAGGUGUGGAAUCGCCCGAAUUUCAACUAUUGGUCCGGCUAUAUGUGCCAUCAAACCUGUUGAUCACAAACAAUAAAGUCGACCUUAAGGAGUUGAUGCAAUAUCUUCCAGUGAUUGUGAAUGAUACUUUGCCAGAGCUCAACUUUGAAAUCCAUAUAUUUCUAAGCUGCAUAGUCUCCAAGUUCGUGCUGUCGUGGUAUGAACUGAAACUCAAUACAAAUGACCCAGCCUUCAUCGAUUCGGUUUAUUCAGUGCUCUGUGAUUUCGUUCGUGAGUUUAGUGCUCGUGUGCUGAGAGUUGUUGAAGGACCGCUUCUACUACACGCCAUCAAUGACGCUGGAAAUAUAAUUUCUGAGCACCUUCAAGACAUCAGAGUGAAAAAUGGCCAUCCCCAGUUUUACCAUGAUCAUAUUGAAAAAGCACAGGCUCUCGUGUCCGCAGAUAAUUAUCAAUCAAUUGAACAGCAGUACUUGGCUGCAAAGCAUGUUGUCUUUGAGUCCUACAAAUCCGAGAGUGACACUACGAGUAACAAUACCUCCUUGUACUCGCGAAUAUUGUUCAAGAAUAUACUCAGGAUAACGUUUGAGAAAGAUCGCGCUCUGGAUCUUUCACCUAUUGCCACAGAAUUUGUGGGAGUACUAUUGGCCGAUUUGGUGCUUAAGAAAAUCAUUGUCCUCCUUCUGAAACCAGAGUUUAUUUUGACUAAAGUAAUAGCAAAGUCAGUCAAUGUCUUGGAUGGAAAUGCAAACCGUGGAAACCGUGGACCAGAAAAACUCCCAUUGAUGUAUAAACUUGAGCUGAGUGUUCUUAAAGCUCUUGCAAUUCUCCAGUGCCUCAUUGGUUUCUUAAGGGAGAAAGCGUUAAAUUCUAGUUUUCCUUCAAUGGAAUCGUACUUCCUUAUACCCCUUCUUGACUCCAUCUUCAAUCUAAGACAACGAAGACCCAUAGCUCUAAAUUUUGGUGCUGUGAUUACAGCAGUGUUUUGUUAUAUAUUUGGUCUCAAGGAAAAACUUGAAUUCGCGUUGGGAUCUCUUUUGCUAAGAAAAAUUUGGCAAUCAUCUGUCCUAGAAGAUUCUUCCUUGGCUGGCCAUGUGAAGAACCUUCGGGGAGCAAUUUUUGAGAGGGCGCAGGAACCCAAAAUUGAGCUGAAAACUCCGGGAGAUGAGCUUUUAGAGAAAGUACGGGACGAUGUCUUGUCCAUGUAUCGACGCAAAAUUGAUACCAACCUGCUCUUUGGCGCCUUUUGCAAGUGGGUCUCAGAGGAUAACAUGAGUGAGUCUGAGUUGAGUGAAGCAAUUGAAAAUUUUCUUUCGUCAUUCAACAAUUUUACUGUCGAAGAUUUUCAUGAAACCAGCGAACUCAACAAGCUUCUAGUGAUUACGCUACUAGAUUGCAUUGUGAAGUAUCUAUACCCUGAGAUGGUGCAAUGA
Molecule: messenger RNA, 1548 nt
Organism: Australozyma saopauloensis
Lineage: Eukaryota; Fungi; Ascomycota; Pichiomycetes; Serinales; Metschnikowiaceae
Exons: 1
Coding region: 1-1548 (515 amino acids)
Source: RefSeq, a predicted model, not a curated record